Quercus robur (English oak) is the source of this 1602-nucleotide messenger RNA. Its product is annotated as calcium uniporter protein 4, mitochondrial. Lineage: Eukaryota; Viridiplantae; Streptophyta; Magnoliopsida; Fagales; Fagaceae. The coding region runs from base 94 to 1179 and encodes 361 amino acids. The transcript is spliced from 2 exons. Gene Ontology annotation, biological process: calcium import into the mitochondrion; mitochondrial calcium ion homeostasis. The record is from RefSeq and is a predicted model, not a curated record. Gene Ontology annotation, cellular component: mitochondrial inner membrane; uniplex complex. Gene Ontology annotation, molecular function: calcium channel activity; uniporter activity.
ACAAAUUCUCAUAGUUAUUACGCGAAUAAGCCCCCAAAUAUCGGAAUCCAAAAAACACUCCCUCUCUCUCUCUCUAAAACUCUGUUUCUUUCAAUGGCGCUUCGGAAAAUGCUAGCGAAGCGACUAUUUGACGGUUACAGUUACAGAGUUACAUCACCAGCGGUCACUAAAGACUUCUCACCGAUCUCACCAUCCUCAACCGUGGUACCUCCAAACGCUUCCAAAUCUAGCUUCCACCGCGAGUACAUAGCCUCGCCGGACUCCUCCGAGAAAGGCUUUUUCCGGCGAUUCCUUCACCGGAGAGCGAUGAGUCCCUUACCGGAGUUCCUCUCCGUUCCGGUCGGAGACAAGCUUAGAGAGAAGCUCAGAGCCAUCAACAUUACUGGCGAUCGGAUCAGCCUCGACGGACUGGGUCCUCCGGCGCCGGAAAAAGCAGCCUUCGCCGGAGAUUCGGUUUUUGGAAUCUCGAUCCAGGAGGCGAAGAAGAUCCUGAGGCUCUCGCAGGUGGAGAAGCUGAAAGCGAAGCUGAGAGAGAUUCCGAAGAGCUCGAUUUCGUACUCUGAGUUCGUCCGAGUCUGUGUUCAGGGAUGUGAAAAUGAAGACCAAGGCGCUGAGUUUGCCAAAAUGUUAGAUGACUCGGGAAACGUCAUCGUUUUGGGGAACGUAGUUUUUCUUCGACCCGAACAGGUGGCGAGAUCAAUGGAGACACUGAUUUCUGAAUCAAUAGCCAAUCCAAAGGACCCAAGGAGGAGAGAAUUGGAGCAAAUGGAAAUGCAGAAGGCCCUAAUCGACAAUAAAGCCCGGGGCUUGGUCCGUGGUGAACUAUACUGUGGAUUGGGCUUCGUUUUUCUCCAAACACUGGGCUUCAUGAGGCUCACCUUUUGGGAGCUCAGUUGGGACGUGAUGGAACCCAUUUGCUUCUUUGUUACCUCGCUUCACUUCGCUAUUGGCUAUGGAUUCUUUCUAAAGACCUCUACAGAACCCACUUUUGAAGGCUAUUUCCAGCGCCGAUUCAAAGCCAAACAAGAAAAGCUUAUGAAAAUCCAUAACUUUGACUUAGACAAAUACAAUGAGCUCCGCAAAGCUUGCUAUCCAAGCCACUCUGCCUCCCCAAGUUACACCAAUAACUUCUCUUCUUUCAAGCAUGAAGCACGGUCAUUUGUUGGUGCCGUGAAUUAAUGAGAAAAAGAUAAUAAUAAUAAAAUUGGACACAUUCUCGAGUAAUAAAAAUACCCAAAGGAAAUAGAUAGUUUUGAGUUUGACUAAAAAAAAAAUCGAAGCGACCGAAACUUUGAACGAGUGUUUUUUCUUUCAAGUUCCAAAAGAUCGGUUUAAUUAAUAUUUAGUAUAGUUUGAGCAAUGACAUAUGAUCUGAGUUUUUGUAAAUAUUAUAUUAGGAACUUUAUAGGUUUUCACAGCACGGACUACAAAGCUUUUUCGGAAGUUCUUGUGCCAUGUCUAGGCCUUGGACCCAAAAUUGGCCUCGGAAUUAUGCCUCUCGGGGCCUUGAUCUUGUAAAGUGGUCUGCGACCUCUACUUUUCUUUUUGUAAGUAAAUAUACAAUGUCACUGAAAAAUAACAGACUUUAUCAUGUUUUUUUCA